AUGGUUGAGGGGAACGCCGGACUCCACCUGCAAAAUGCCCUGGCAGAGAGUCCGUCGCCUUAUCUUCGGGCGCACAAGGACAACCCGGUAGCAUGGCAAGAGUGGUCGGACGCCACUCUGGCGCUUGCUAAGCAGCAUCAACGAUUAAUCUUCCUGAGUAUCGGCUACCAUGCGUGCCAUUGGUGCCAUGUCAUGGAACAUGAAUCAUUCAGUUCUCCCGAAAUUGCCGAUCUGCUGAACGAGUUCUUCAUCCCGAUUAAGCUCGACAGAGAGACAAGGCCAGACCUCGAUGAUAUCUACAUGAGCUAUGUCACUGCAACGACAGGUUCCGGCGGCUGGCCGCUGAAUGUUUUUCUGACUCCCGAUCUGAAACCUGUCUUUGGAGGCACGUAUUGGCCCGGCCCAUCGCCAUCGAGCAGCGUCAAACAAGCCACACCGGCGGGAGACGACGCACCAGUGACUAUCAUUGACAUUUUGCACAAAAUGCGGGAUGUAUGGACGAAUCAGCGCGAGAAGUGUAUCCAGUCCUCAAUUGAUAUCACCAACCAAUUGCGAGCCUUUGCGGCCGAGGGGAUUCAUUCUCAGACCAAUACUCAGAGCCAGGGCAAUGAAUCGGAUACGGCUGAACCCCUGGAGAUCGAUCUCCUGGACGAUGCUCUCGAGCACUUCAUAUCCCGAUACGACUCGGUCCAUGGCGGCUUCAGCGCCUCUGUCACUGCGCCCAAAUUCCCUACCCCAUCGAACCUGACUUUCCUCCUUCGUAUUGGCGCCGCCAUUGCUCAACCUUCCACACACACGCGAUUUGGGUUCUUCAGCCCCGUGCCAGGCAUCUUAGGGACGCCGUCUUGCACAAAGGCUGCGUCCAUGUCACUGCACACUCUGCUCGCCAUGUCUCGAUCUGGGCUGCGGGAUCAGCUUGGGUAUGGCUUCCACAGAUACAGUGUCACCCCGGAUUGGAAUCUCCCUCAUUUCGAAAAGAUGAUGUGCGACAACGCCCAACUACUUGGCUGCUACUGCGAUGCAUGGGCACUUGGUCGCGAUCCGGAAAUCCUCGGCACCAUCUACAACCUGGUAGAGUACUUUACGAACUCGGACUCGCCGAUCGUGGCGCCUCAAGGAGGCUGGUACGCAAGUGAAGACGCCGACUCGAACCCCUCUUUGCCCAAGCUCGCCAACGGCGUUCCUGCAUCAGAAGACAAGAAGGAAGGCGCGUAUUACGUGUGGACGUACAAGGAGCUUCAGGCCAUUCUGGGCGAACGGGAUGCCGCGAUUGUCGCCCGCCACUUCGGCGUCAAGCUGGACGGCAACGUCCCCGCCGAGCAUGACAUCCACGACGAGUUCCUCACUCAGAACGUGCUGCACAUUGAAGCCACGCCAUCGGUUCUGGCGAAAGAGUUUGGCGUACCCGAAGAGGAGAUCGUCCAGAUCAUCAAGUCUGGGCGCACCAAACUGCUCGAGCACCGCAAGUCGAAACGCGAACAUCCCAGCAUCGACACCAAGAUUCUGGCGUCCUGGAACGGUCUUGCAAUUGCAGCGCUAUCUCGCGCUGCGAACACCCUCGCCACUAUCGACAAGACGCGCGCCCGCGCGUGCCAGGAAGCCGCGGAAAAGGCUGCCACGUUCAUCCGCAGGGAGAUGUACGACGAAUCUACCGGACGCCUGUCCCGCACGCCGGACUCCCAGGCCGCGUUCGUGGAUGACUACGCGUAUUUGAUCCUUGGACUGCUCUCGCUGUACGACCUGACGCUUGCGCAGCCGUACCUGGACUGGGCCAUCCAACUACAAAAGUACGUCGACGGGCACUUUGCGUCCACCACGGGCGGGUAUUUCCAGGCCGAGGCGUCCGCGGAGCAGAUCAUCAGGUUGAAGCCGGGCACGGACAACUCUCUCCCGUCGCCGAAUGGAAUUAUAUGUACCAAUCUGCUUUAUCUCGCGUCAUAUUGUCAGAGCGCCUCUCCAUCCACGGCCACGACAGCGGACGGACACAACUACCUCGGUAAAGCCAAGGGUAUCCUCGACGCUUUUGCCGUGGAGAUUAUCCAGCAUCCGUUCCUGUUCGUCAGCCUGCUGGCCUGUGUGGUCAUGCAAGAAGUCGGAGCGAAGACACUGAUUGCACCCAUGACUACGCGGGACAGCGAGUUACGCCGUCUCAAGGGCUGGGGCCGCACCGUUGUCAAGGGCCUCGUGCCGGAAGUCAUGAUAUGCACGAGAGAAGGCGUGUGCCGACCCUUGAAACAAAGUGACUUGGAAGACGUAGAUGACGAGCCUGAUGAAGGUGUUGUCGGCGCUUCGGUGGACACGACGUCGAAAUCUUAA
Molecule: messenger RNA, 2316 nt
Organism: Exophiala spinifera
Lineage: Eukaryota; Fungi; Ascomycota; Eurotiomycetes; Chaetothyriales; Herpotrichiellaceae
Exons: 3
Coding region: 1-2316 (771 amino acids)
Biological process (GO): carbohydrate metabolic process
Source: RefSeq, a predicted model, not a curated record